CGAGCACCCCACGUGGCGACGUCAUCAGCGCACGCGCGCGCUCAGUGAAUGAGGACGGCGGCGCGGGAUAACGAAAGGUAACGACGGCGAGAAUCUCCGUCGCCACCUCCAGCUCCGUCGUCUUUCCCCAUGUCCUUCCCCCCGUGGGGGCGCGCCCCCUACCCGGGCCCCCCACCUCCCCCCUUCCCUCAAGGGCCCCCCAGCUUCCUAGGCCCCCCACGUGGGCCCCCACAGGUGGGCCCCCCGCCAGUCAGGGUUACGGGCCCCCCACAGAAUUACCCUCCUGCAGGUAGAGUAAUGCCCCCCCCACAGGGCUAUCAUCCUCCACCUCCUCCUCCUCACACGGGGAGGGUUUUUGGCCCCCCACAGAGCUACCCCCCUCCCGCAGGUCGGGCGAUGGGCCCCCCACAUUCUUCCUACGCCCUUCCUCCUCCCAUUGCGAGGGGGGGUGCGCCACCCCCUCCGGCACCCCCCUUCCCUCCGCCGCCGAUGGCUCCUCCCCAGGGCGGCGGCUUUCCCUUCGCGCCGGGCCCCCCUCCGUUCGGCACCCCCCCUCCCUCCCACGGAGGGGGCAGGCCCGGCCUCCCGCCACCGACCGGAGGGCCCCGGAACGAGAAUUGGAUUCGUGCCUCGGCACCCCGCAAUGAGAAUUGGACCUCGUCAUCCGGGCCCCGCAAUGAGAAUUGGACCUCGGCAUCCGGGCCCCGGAAUGAGAAUUGGACCUCGACAUCCGGGCCCCGGAAUGAGAAUUGGAGUUCGGCCUCGGGGCCCCGGAAUGAGAAUUGGACUGGGACAUCCGGGCCCCGGAAUGAGAAUUGGAAUCCGGCCUCUGGGCCCCGGAAUGAGAAUUGGACUGGGACAUCUGGGCCUCGGAAUGAGAAUUGGACUGGGACGUCUGGGCCCCGGAAGGAAAAUUGGGCCGGAGCAUCUGGGCCCCGGAAUGAGAAUUGGACUGGGACAUCUGGGCCCCGGAAUGAGAAUUGGACCUCAGCAUCCACGCCCCAGAAUGAGAAUUGGACUGGGACGUCUGGGCCCCGGAAGGAGAAUUGGACCGGAACAUCUGGGCCCCGGAAGGAGAAUUGGACUGGGACGUCUGGGCCCAUGAAUGAGAAUUGGACUGGGACGUCUGGGCCCCGGAAUGAGAAUUGGACCGGAGCAUCUGGGCCCCGGAAUGAGAAUUGGAGUUCGGCCUCGGGCGCCAGGAAUGAGAAUUGGAAUUCAACUGUGGGGCCCCAGAAUGAGAAUUGGAAAAAACCUGUGGGGCCCCGGAAUGAGAAUUGGAAUCCACCUGUGGGGCCCCGGAACGUGGAUGGGCCCUCGGAAGGGGCACGGAGAGAGGGGCGGGGCUCUUUGGUGCCCCGGAACGUGGAUGUGGCCCCGGAAGGGGGAUGGAGGGAGGGGAGGGGCUCUGUGGGGGGGAGGAGGGGCCCCUCCCCUCCAUCCCCUCCCCCCUCACGCCCCCCGUUGAGCAGGAAGAGGUCACGGAGUGAGAGCAGGGAGCGUCGCCACCGCUCAAGUCGGCGGAGUGGAGACCGCGAAUCCUCCAGGAGACGACGCAGCGGGUCGCGGGGUCGCGAGAGCCGUCGCCACGACGACCCCUCCCCCCGCCGCCCCUCCCCUCGCCCCCACGCCGUGCGGGGCCGGGGGGAGGGGGCCGACCCCCCCUCCCCCUCCCCAGGCCCGACUGCCACGCUGCCCCCGCGGCACGAGGACUUCAACCCGGAGCGCCCCGUGUGGGUGCGCUGCUCCACCAGCGAGAGCUACUUCUCCCUGGACCCCCUCGACCAAGUGGGUGAGAGCACCGCAGUGGGCACGUCUCUGCUCACGAGCCUCUGCGAGGAGUUUGAGCAGCGCCUGGGGAGGAGGAGGAGGGACGCCCGGGCGUCGCGCCCCCACUGGGAGCCGCCCCCCAGCCAGGGCCACUCGUGCGGCGUCUCGGACAGCAGCAGCAGCUCGGACUCGGACUCGGAGUCGGAGUCGGAGUGCGGGAGUGAGGGGGAGGGGGGAGGGGCCGCGGGGGGCGGUCUGGGUGCGGUGGACGUGGUGGAGGAGAUCAGGCGCAGGAAGAGUCACCCAGACAGACUCCACCCGGAGCUGUGGUUCAAUGAUCUAGGGCAGAUGAACGACGGGCCGCUGUGUAAGUGCAGCGCGCGAGCCAGGAGCACGGGGAUCAGACACGCCAUCUACCCUGGCGAGGAGCCGAUUGAAGCGUGCCGCCCGACGGGGAACAACGCUGGGCGCCUGUUCCACUACCGCGUCACCGUCUCCCCGGCAACCAACUUCCUGACGGACCGCCCCACGGUGAUUGACUUUGACGACCACGAGUACAUCUUCGAAGGCUUCUCCCUCCUGUCGCACUCGCCCCUCAAGGACGUGACACUGUGUAAAGUCGUCCGCUUCAACAUCGAUUACAGCAUCAUCUUCUUGGAGGAGACGCUGCCACAGAACUUCACGGUGCGGGGUCUGGAGCUGCUGUCGUCGUUCAUUUUCUGGGACCUGUUGGAGCUCCACGACUGGGACCUCUCUGGACCCCAGUUCCCCGAUGGCCGCUCCUCGUGCCCGCGGUUCCACUUCUUCCCAAGAUUCGUGCGCUCGCUGCCCGACAACGGCAAGGAGGUGCUGUCGCUGCACCAGGUGCUGCUCUUCCUGCUACGCAGCGCCACUCCCCUCGUGUCGGACCCCCAGGAGGCCGAACUGCGCUCGUGGACCGACGCGCGCUGGCAGCGCUUCGCCGAGGAGUGCAAGGGCAUGAUCGUUACCAACCCCGUCACGAAACCCACCUCGGUGAGAAUCGAUCAGUUGGACCGCGACCCCUCGCAGGGGCCCCAGGGGUCGCAGGACGACUCCAGUCCCAUCAUCGUGCACUUCGGCAUCCGCCCAGCGCAGCUGAGCUACGCGGGGGACCCGCAGUACCAGAAGCUGUGGAGGAGUUAUCUGAAGUUGAGACAUUUGCUGGCAAACAGCCCCAAAGGGAAAGCCUCCUACAAGCAGAGGCUCAUGCAGAGAGAGGAGGCCCUGCAGAGGAUCAGGCAGAAGAACUCGAUGCGACGUGAGGUCACCGUGGAGCUCAGCAGCCGCGGCUUCUACCGGACGGGGCUGCGGUCGGACGUCUGUCAGCACGCGAUGAUGCUGCCUGUGCUUACUCACCACAUCCGCUACCACCAGUGCCUACAGCACUUGGAGACUCUGCUGGGGUACCGGUUCAACAACCGCGAGCUCCUACAGCUGGCGAUGACCCACCCGAGCCACCACCUGAACUUCGGGAUGAACCCGGACCACGCGAGGAACGCGCUCUCCAACUGCGGCGUGCGCCAGCCGACCUACGGGGACCGGCGUGCCCAGCACCUGCACCAGAGGAAGAAGGGAAUCAACACCCUGAUUAACAUCAUGUCUCGCCUGGGCCACCAGGAACCCACUCCUUCACGGAUUUCUCACAAUGAACGACUCGAAUUUCUGGGCGACGCUGUCGUAGAAUUCCUCUCCAGCGUUCACCUCUACUUCCUCUUCCCGAGUCUGGAGGAGGGCGGCCUAGCGACGUACCGGACGGCCAUCGUCCAGAACCAGCACCUGGCCAUCCUCGCCAAGAAGCUACAGCUGGACGCGUUCAUGCUGUACGCCCACGGCCCUGACCUCUGCCGGGAGUCCGAUCUGCGCCACGCUAUGGCCAACUGCUUCGAGGCUCUCAUAGGUGCGCUCUAUGAUGAGGGAGGUAUGGACGUUGCUCGCCAGCUGUUCGGGCGGCUGUUGUUUGACGAAGAGAAUCUCAGGGAAGUUUGGCUCAACUACCCCCAGCACCCACUACAGUCCCAGGAGCCCGGCACGGACCGGCACCUGGUGGCGGCAUCUCCCGUGCUGCGCUCGCUCACCGAGCUGGAGGUCUCCAUCGGCGUGGACUUCUCUCACAUCCGCCUGCUGGCACGGGCCUUCACCCUGCGCACCGUAGGCUUCAACCACCUCACGCUGGGUCACAAUCAGCGCAUGGAGUUCCUGGGUGACUCCAUCAUGCAGAUGGUGACAACGGAAUACCUCUACCGGCACUUCCCAGAGCACCACGAGGGCCACCUCACGCUGCUGCGGAGCUCGCUGGUGAACAACCGCACGCAGGCUAAGGUGGCGCUGGACCUCGGGCUGCCCAACUUCGCCAUCAACAACGACAAGACGCAGCGCUCGUUCAUGCGCACCAAGGUUCUGGCCGACCUGCUCGAGUCCUUCCUCUCCGCCCUUUACAUAGACAAGGACCUUCAGUACGUGCGCUGCUUCAUGGACGUGUGCUUCUUUCCUCGGCUCAAGGAGUUCAUACUGAACCAGGACUGGAAUGACCCCAAGUCCCAGCUGCAGCAGUGCUGCCUCACGCUGAGAACAGAGGGCCGAGAGCCAGACAUCCCUGUCUACAAGAUUCUCCAGACUCUGGGCCCCUCGCACGCGCGCACCUACACGGUGGCCGUCUACUUCAAGGGGGAGCGACUGGGCUGCGGCACAGGGCAGAGUAUUCAAAGAGCUGAGAUGAAGGCCGCUCAAGAUGCCCUUGAAAAACACAACUUCCCGCAGAUGAUCUACCAGAAGCGAUUCAUGGAGCGAAAGUACGGCCGCGAUGCGAGACACGGGGACUUGGAGACCAGGAGACGCGGGGAAGCGGAGGCGCGGAGACGCGGGGACAACAAACCGCGGAGACGCGGGGACACGGAGACGCGGGGACACGGGGACGCGGACACUCGGGGACACGGGGACGCGGAGAAACGGAGGGACGCGGAGACGCGGGGACACAGGGACACGGAGAAACGGAGGCUCGGGGACACGGAGUCGCAGAGACACUCACGCCGAGACACUGCGACAUAGAGACACGGAGACAACCCCCCGGAGGUUGGAUUCAGGCGGACACGGGAGGCGAGGUGAUGCGGGAAGCCGCAGGGAGACACGAAGACGCGGGGACACACGGGGAAACCCGCGGCGAUGUGGGUAGGCGCACAGGAAAGCACGGGGAGACGUUGCGGAUGCACACUGUUGAUGUAGAUGUUGUGAGUUUAAUAAACGUGAUGACAGGAA
Lethenteron reissneri (Far Eastern brook lamprey) is the source of this 5043-nucleotide messenger RNA. RefSeq names its product drosha ribonuclease III (gene DROSHA). Gene Ontology annotation, cellular component: microprocessor complex; nucleus. The record is from RefSeq and is a predicted model, not a curated record. Gene Ontology annotation, molecular function: ribonuclease III activity; RNA binding. NCBI's taxonomy places the organism in Eukaryota, Metazoa, Chordata, Hyperoartia, Petromyzontiformes, Petromyzontidae. Gene Ontology annotation, biological process: pre-miRNA processing; rRNA processing; primary miRNA processing.